CUUCGCUGUCCCUGCUCCCAGCAGCGCGGCUCGGGCGUCCGCCGCCGGCAUGGAGACUCGCCGCGUGCGGCAAAAGGCUCUCCGAGUAAAGAACGUAAAGAAAUUCAGAUACAUGAAGUUGAUUUCCAUGGAAACAUCGUCAUCCUCUGAUGACAGUUGUGACAGCUUUGCUUCUGAUAAUUUUGCAAACACGAAACCUAAAUUCAGGUCAGAUAUCAGUGAAGAACUGGCAAAUGUUUUUUAUGAGGACUCUGAUAAUGAAUCUUUCUGCGGCUUUUCAGAAAGUGAGGUGCAAGAUGUGUUAGACCAUUGUGGAUUUUUACAGAAACCAAGGCCAGAUGUCACUAACGAACUGGCCAGUAUUUUUCAUGCCGACUCUGACGAUGAAUCAUUUUGCGGUUUCUCAGAGAGUGAGAUACAAGAUGGAAUGAGGCUGCAGGCAGCCCGGGAGGGAUGCAGGACACGCAGCCAGGGCAGACCCUCCGGCCCUCUCAGAGUGGCCAUGAAGUUUCCAGUGCGGGUGCGCAGCACCAGGAGCGCAGCCAGCAAAAAGCCAGCGCCCCCACAACGCUCAGAGAAUUCUGCCAUCGAUUCCAACUCCGAUUCAGAAGAUGAAAGCGGCAUGAACUUUCUAGAAAAAAGGGCCUUAAAUAUAAAGCAAAACAAAGCCAUGCUUGCAAAACUCAUGUCAGAGUUAGAAAGUUUUCCUGGCUCAUUCUCUGGAAGACCUUCUCUCCCGGGCCCCAGAUCACAGGCAAAGACGCCCCGAAGGCGGACAUUCCCAGGUGUGGCUUCCAGGAGGAACCCGGAGCGGAGAGCCCGGCCCCUUACCAGGUCCAGGUCUCGGAUCCUGGGGUCCCUGAGCGCUCUCCCCGCUGAGGAGGAAGAGGAGGAGGACGACAAGUACAUGCUUGUGAGAAAAAGGAAGGCCUUGGACAUACUGGAUGAUGACAUACCCAGAAGUCGUCGCCCAGGAUCCAUGACCCUUCCCCAUGUCAUUCGUCCGGUAGAAGAAAUCACAGAGGACGAGUUGGAGAACAUCUGCAGCAACUCCCGAGAGAAGAUCUAUAACCGCUCACUGGGGUCUACUUGCCAUCAGUGCCGUCAGAAAACCAUUGAUACCAAAACAAACUGCAGAAACCCAGAAUGCUGGGGCAUUCGAGGCCAGUUCUGUGGCCCCUGCCUUCGAAAUCGCUAUGGUGAGGAGGUCAGGGACGCGCUGCUGGACCCGGACUGGCACUGCCCACCGUGUCGCGGGAUCUGUAACUGCAGUUUCUGUCGCCAGCGAGAUGGACGGUGUGCAACUGGGGUCCUUGUGUAUUUAGCCAAGUAUCACGGCUUUGGGAAUGUGCAUGCUUACUUGAAGAGUCUGAAACAGGAGUUUGAAAUGCAAGUACAUAACACCUAGAAGAUUGCUGUCUGCCUUCCACUUCGCGCACCUUCCUAGCUGAAGUUUCCAGUUCUGUCACUGAUUGAAACCUGAGUUAAGAAUCGUGAUUGGUCAGUUUUAUAGGACACUCAGAUCAGGUUGACCCCAUUAGGCUUGCAGGUGCUUCUAGAACUUCAUGGAAGGCGGUUUGCUAGCGAUGCCUUGCUCUCUUGCCACUUCUCUGGUCCCCUGCCCCCACCUCAGUCCCCUCUGUUGCCAUGGUUUCCUCCUACCACUUAAGUUUCCGAAUUCUUUGUAUCUCUUAAUUGGUGUGUAUGUGUGUGUAUGGUGCUAGGGGUGGAAUCCAGGGCCUUGUGUGUGCUAGGUAAGUGCUGUCCCGCGAGCUGUAUCCCCAGCCCACAAAUUCCUUUUAAAGAACGAUUUGUGAGUGUCUUCUGAUUCAAUUCUUGUUGAAGUAGCCCUGGAACCUUCCCAUAAACCCAAGCACUUAGAAGCAUAGAAGUGUUAACUCAUUGUUCUGUUGAAUUCCACAGAUUACAUUUCUAACUUGUUCACACAGAAACAAGGGGUAUAAUUGAGGGUUCACACUGAUUGACUUUUUAGCAGAAUCAAGGCAUCUAAGUCUUCAAACUGUGUGGAAAAGUUAGGUAAUUGUUGCAAAGUGUGGCGUAUUUCUUCAGAUGCCUCUCAGGAGAACGGAGAACGCUCCACUAUUGUGACUUGGUUGCUGAGGUUAAGUGGUUCACACCGUCAUCCUGAGGUCUGUGGGAAGCAUUGUGCUAUGCUACUUAAAAUUACUGUGGAGAAGACACUUCUGGGGAAUUGGGAUGGUGAAAAAGUUCAGGAAUAGGCUGGUGCGCAUCCUUUGCAUAAAAGUUUAGAAUCAUGGUAUUAAUGACUAGUCUGGAUUUUUGCAGUGUCUUAAAAUGAUCCCUGCCAGUUGCUGUGUAUGGGGUUCAGGUUUUAAGCACUUUUUUAACAGUAAGUGCCUUUUUGGAGAUGGUACCUUUCAAGUUUGUUAACAUGAUGUCUCUCAGUUUUGUCUCAGGGCCUAUUUCGUACAUCACCCCUCCCCUCCCCUCUUGUAUUACGCCAAUCCCCAGGGUCCUGUCUACCUGCACGUGUAGCUGUUGCUCUGCCUGUUGAGUGACAGCUAAUUAGACCUUUGGACAAUAACUGUAAAUACUGCUUUUGAUCUGUAAUGCUCUUUCACACGAAGGUUUUUAUUUUAAUAAUAAAACAUUUUUGUUCAAA
This is a messenger RNA of Chinchilla lanigera (long-tailed chinchilla), 2644 nucleotides long. It is a transcript of the gene Cdca7, whose product is annotated as cell division cycle associated 7. NCBI's taxonomy places the organism in Eukaryota, Metazoa, Chordata, Mammalia, Rodentia, Chinchillidae. Bases 50 to 1408 code for a protein of 452 amino acids. The record is from RefSeq and is a predicted model, not a curated record. Gene Ontology annotation, biological process: regulation of DNA-templated transcription. The transcript is spliced from 10 exons. Gene Ontology annotation, cellular component: nucleus.